Molecule: messenger RNA, 1494 nt
Organism: Cordyceps fumosorosea ARSEF 2679
Lineage: Eukaryota; Fungi; Ascomycota; Sordariomycetes; Hypocreales; Cordycipitaceae
Product: Major facilitator superfamily domain, general substrate transporter
Exons: 4
Coding region: 1-1494 (497 amino acids)
Biological process (GO): transmembrane transport
Cellular component (GO): fungal-type vacuole membrane
Molecular function (GO): transmembrane transporter activity
Source: RefSeq, a predicted model, not a curated record
AUGGCCGCCAACGACGUACCGGCUCAGCCGAGCCAAGCUUCCGACACCCAAGACAACCUCGUCGAUCCGGGCCGGCAAGAGAAGCAACAUGUCGGAGACACGAGUAAGACGGCGAGUGAGGAUCUCUCCAAGGCGCCCGACGGCGGCCUCGAAGCUUGGCUCGCUGCCGCGGGCGGCUUCUGCAUCUUCUUCUCCUGCCUUGGCUUCUCCAAUUCUUUUGGCGUGCUGGCCGACUACUACAUCCAGAACCAGCUGCGUGGCGUGUCCCCGUCCAAGAUUGCCUGGAUCGGCUCCCUGAGCAUCUUCUUGCAGUUCUUCUCCGGCAUGGUCAUCCGGCCCGCCGCGGUGCUUUACCUCAUUUCUAUGAUGCUGCUCAGUCUCUGCAAGGAGUAUUGGCACUUUAUGCUCUGCCAGGCCGUCCUCCAGGGUGCCCUCCAGGGCCUGCUGCAGUUUCCCUCCAUGGCUGCCAUUUCGCAAUACUUUGACAAGAACCGCGCGGCCGCCAUUGGCCUCGGCGUCUCCGGGUCCUCGGUCGGUGGCAUCAUCAUCCCCAUAGCCCUGUCCAAGAUGCUCAACGGUACCGAUCUCGGGUUCGGGUGGAGCAUCCGUAUCAUCGGCUUCGUCAUCCUGCCCUUCCUGACCUUUCCUCUCUUCACCAUCAAGGCCCGACUCCCGCCGCGAUCUCGGUCAUUCUGGCUCUCCGCGGCCUUCAAGGACAUAAGACUCGUCUUGUUGACAAUUUCCAUGUUCUUCGUCUUCAUGGGCAUGUUCCUCCCCCUCUACUUCAUCCCGACAUAUGCCAGCCUCCGCGGCAUGGAGCCCACCUUGGCCGGCUACCUGUCCGCCAUCCUCAACGCCGCUUCUACCUUUGGUCGUAUUAUCCCGGGUAUCCUGGCGGACAGGCUCGGCAAGCUCAACGUGUACUCGGUCGGCGCGGUGGUCACUUCAGCCGUCAUCUUCUGCAUGAACGAGACCACGACGAAUGCCGCGAUGAUUGUGUACUCGGUCAUCUUUGGCUUUACCUCAGGUACCAUCGUUUCCGGUGUGUCGGUUGCUUUCACUGUGUGCUGCCCAGAUAUCCGAGAUGUGGGCACCUAUGCCGGCAUGGGUAUGGCCUUUGGUGCUCUAGGCGGCCUCAUAGGUCCGCCUCUGGACGGCUUCAUGGUUGAGCAUUACAGAGCUCGCAGCUCCAGUAUCUGUUCUACCCCUUACGACAGCACGAUCAAUGACGGCGAUGGGGUGAAACAAGUCACGAUAGCGCCGCCGCCUGUGACCUGCCUUCCUCAAGAUUUUACUGUCAACACACUACCGCUCGCCAGCUUUGGCUCCUCCGGCUCGGCGUUCAAGGUAUCUGAUGAAGUCGUUAUCGAGAAGCCAAUAACGCUGGACAACUGCAACGAACAUAUUGACAGCGAGUCCAGAAUCUAUCAGCGUCUGGGAAACCGCCCCUACAUCACCGUCAUGUUCUGGCGGGCGGGGCUGAGGUACGGCUAA